UGAUUUUAUCUCUCUGGUUGGUUUUGUUUGCUAUAGAAGGAACGCCAGAUGAGUUAAAUGGUGGAUGCAAAUCACUUAAUCUCACUCAUCUCCUCCUCGCUUCUCUUGGUGGUCUUGUCGCUGCUGCUGCUUUUGCCAGAGAAUCAUUCCAUCGCCGCAGGAAAGCUCAUCAAGGUGAUUCCAUGGGGAACAAAGAUCAGAAGAUAGCCCCUUUGAUUGAGAGGAAAGAUUCAGGUCGACGAUCAAACCUCGAGAGAUUCCCCCACUAUGUUGCAAGACAGCUUGGAUUUGAGGAUCCAAAUGAAUGCCCACAACUAUGCAAACUGGCAGAUGCAUAUUUGGUGAAAACAAAGGGAUAUGAUGAAAAUGUGUAUGAAUAUUUGGUGAAUGAAGCUGAGCCUGACUCUCUCUAUGUUCAUCUCCUUGAAGAAUUCGAAAGAUGCAUUCUCACGUAUUUUGCUUUCAAUUGGACUCAAUCUUCCAACCUCAUCUCUCAGGUUUUAAGCGACGAAUCGGAUCAGAAAGCACCAAAACUCAAGGACUUUGUGAUGGCAGCGACAAGAAAACAAAGGUUCGAGAGAGUAACAAAAGACCUGAAGGUGACAAGGGUUUUCUCGACAUUAGUCGAAGAGAUGAAAGUCAUCAACGUCGGCAGCAGCGGUGAGUCGCACUGUACUGAAGUAAUGUCUCCGGUGGCUCAUAACAAACGCAGUCCGGUCCUCCUCCUUAUGGGCGGCGGAAUGGGCGCCGGAAAGAGCACCGUCCUCAAAGAUAUCCUCCACGAGCCAUUUUGGUCUGAGGCAGGGGACGAUGCAGUGUUGAUAGAAGCAGAUGCGUUUAAGGAGACGGAUGUUAUAUAUAGAGCUCUUAGUUCUAGAGGUCACCACGACGAUAUGCUUCAAACUGCUGAAUUGGUUCACCAAUCAUCUACCGAUGCUGCAUCAUCAUUACUAGUAACAGCAUUAAACGAAGGACGUGAUGUGAUAAUGGAUGGAACCUUAUCAUGGGAGCCAUUCGUGGAACAAAUGAUCACAAUGGCUAGGAACGUCCACAAACAUAGAUAUAGAAUGGGCGCAGGCUACAAGGUGAACGAAGACGGUACAACGACCGAAGAAUAUUGGAGGAAAGAAGAAACAGAACCAAAUGGGAAACAACAAAACUUGAAACCAUAUAGGAUCGAGCUGGUCGGUGUGGUUUGUGAUGCUUAUCUGGCAGUAGCACGAGGCAUACGGAGAGCUCUAAUGGUGAAGAGAGCAGUGAGGGUGAAAUCUCAGCUAAAAUCACACAAGAGUUUUGCUAAUGCGUUCCCAAAGUACUGUGAGCUUGUCGAUAACGCUAGGCUUUACUGCACCAACGCUGUUGGUGGCCCUCCAAGGCUUAUAGCGUGGAAAGCUGGAAAUAGUAGGCUUUUGGUGGAUCCAGAAGACAUCGCGUGUUUAAAACGGGUCAGCAAUCUUAAUCCAGAUGCAGAAUCCAUUUACGAGCUUUACUCGGAUACAAACCUGUUAAGCCAGCCAGGUUCAGUUUGGACGGAAAUUGUUAUAGUCCCAUCAAGGCCUGAGGUCCAGAGAAAACUUAAUGAUACCAUCAAGAAAAUCGAAAAGACCCAAGCAAAAUGUGUUACUGUUAACUAGUUGUCUUUUGCUGUGUCUUUUUUUUAAUUUUUAUUUGUUUUGAACUUCUGUUUUGAUUUGUUUUCCUCCGAUUUUCUAGUAUUGUUGUACUAGUUUAAAUAAGAAUAAAAUUAUUAAUUUUUUUUU
Molecule: messenger RNA, 1760 nt
Organism: Brassica napus (rape)
Lineage: Eukaryota; Viridiplantae; Streptophyta; Magnoliopsida; Brassicales; Brassicaceae
Product: calmodulin calcium-dependent NAD kinase
Exons: 7
Coding region: 183-1634 (483 amino acids)
Molecular function (GO): ATP binding; kinase activity
Source: RefSeq, a predicted model, not a curated record